Molecule: messenger RNA, 573 nt
Organism: Gastrolobium bilobum
Lineage: Eukaryota; Viridiplantae; Streptophyta; Magnoliopsida; Fabales; Fabaceae
Product: serine/threonine-protein phosphatase 7 long form homolog
Exons: 2
Coding region: 1-573 (190 amino acids)
Biological process (GO): meristem development; meristem maintenance
Source: RefSeq, a predicted model, not a curated record
AUGACGAUCACCUUACAAGAUGUGGCAGGCAUCUUGGGCUUGCCGAUCGACGGUAUUGUCGUCAUCGGAUCGACCUCUGAGGAUUGGCACGCUGCUUGUGCUGGUGUUUUUGGACAUGUUCCAAAGGCCGGUGAGUUCCAUCAUUCUGGCGACCUCCGCAUCUCAUUCUUGGAUCGACAUUAUACCCGGUGGACUGAUCAUGAAGGGAAUCAUGCUGCCGAGAUCUACUUCACAAAAGCUCACAUUGCGCGGAUGUUGGGGACUUGGUUGCUGGCGGACAAGUCUGGAGGUAGCAAUUUUGGUUGUCGGCUUGUCCCGUUGCUAGGUGGAGGAUUUGAGGACAUUGGCCGAUUCGGCUGGGGAUCUGCAGUUUUGACACACUUGUUCAGGAAUUUGUGUGAAGUGACAGAUGCCCGUCGAAGCGACAUGGGUGGUUGCCAUAUUCUCCUUCAAAUUUGGGCAUGGAUACGAUUCCCACUCAUUGCUCCACCCCUUCCUCCUCAUCCACAGCCGGGCACACAUUAUGGAUGCCGGUAUGAUUUAUUUACUUUAUUUGAUUUCGAUAAUGUUUAA